AGAGAAGAGAAAGCAAGAAAAGAAAAAUGAAUGUUUGUAACAGAGUUUCUGCAAUGAGGAAAUCAUCAUCGUCUUCCUCGAGAGUUCUGUGUAUAAUCCUAAUGCAAUUGAUUUUGGUGUCUGGGUUUUUUGCAAUCCACAGUUCUAGGGGUUCUGGUUUGGUUUUUUCUCAAGAAAACUUUCCAUGGCCGCUGGGGUUUUCUCUUCCUUCUACAACAAAUGUUUCAAUCACUUCUGACCUCAGCAACUCUGCCAAUGCACUGAAAAAAUUGAGCAAAUUGGAGAGGGUUGAGGCUGUUCUCAGACAAGUUAGAGCUGCAAUCAGACAAGCCCAAAGUGAAAAUCAAACGUUUGAGGACCCUGACUAUGUUCCCAGUGGUCCGAUGUAUCGGAAUCCUCAGGCAUUUCACAGGAGCUACCUAGAAAUGGAAAAGCAUUUUAGAAUAUAUGUUUAUGAAGAAGGUGAGCCACCGGUGUUCCACUACUGCUCCAGUCAGGGAAUUCUGGGCAUUGAAGGAAUCCUCAUUCAUCAGAUUGAGAUGAGCAAAUUUGUCACCAAAGAUCCCGAGAAAGCUCAUGUCUUUUUCCUCCCAUUCAGUGUUUACUCAUUGGUUAGCUAUGUCUACAUCGUUGAUUCCCAUCAAAAGAAACCAAUGCAAAACACAGCGGCGGACUAUAUACACAACAUCUCUAGAAAGUAUCCUUAUUGGAACCGAAGCCUCGGCUAUGAUCAUUUCAUGCUCGCUUGUCAUGAUUGGGCCCCCAAAAUUUCCCGUGCAGUUCGAAAUCUGUACAAGAACUCGAUCAGGGUUCUCUGUAACGCGAACACAUCGGAAGGAUUCAAGCCUUCUAUAGAUGUGUCGUUGCCGGAAAUCUAUCUUCCUCAAGGAAACAUGGAGGGAUUGAUCGGAGGGCCGCCGUCGUGGGACCGUUCUUUGUUGGUGUUUUACGCCGGAGGAAUCCAUGGCUACAUUAGACAAGUGAUGAUGGAGACGUGGGAAAACAAGGAUACAGAAGUGCAGAUUCACGAGUAUCUUCCGAACAACUUGUCGUAUUAUGGGAUGAUCCGAAAGAGCAAGUACUGCAUCUGUCCCAGCGGGUACGAGGUUGCUAGUCCGAGGAUGGUGGAGGCGCUGUACAUGGGAUGUGUUCCUGUGCUGAUAAAAGACCAUUACGCGAAACCGUUCGCGGAUGUCUUGAAUUGGGACACGUUUGCUGUGGAUAUUCCGGUGAAGGAGAUUCCGAAUCUUAAGAAGAUUCUGUUGAGUAUACCUCAGAGAAAAUAUUUAAGGAUGCAGAAGAGGGGCACUCAAGUUAGGAAGCACUUUGAAGUGAACUUUCCCCCGAAACGGUACGAUGUUUUUCACAUGAUUCUUCAUUCCAUUUGGCUAAGAAGACUCAACAUUGAAGUUCAUGAAACUUAAAGCUAUUUUAAUUAGCGCCUUAAAUGAAACUUAUCAUCCACUAGACCAAUGUCUUGAAAUGCACAAGAUACUACAUUGUAAGAGAUUCAGUAGUAUUAA
This is a messenger RNA of Ipomoea triloba (trilobed morning glory), 1523 nucleotides long. Its product is annotated as probable glycosyltransferase At5g03795. The record is from RefSeq and is a predicted model, not a curated record. NCBI's taxonomy places the organism in Eukaryota, Viridiplantae, Streptophyta, Magnoliopsida, Solanales, Convolvulaceae. The transcript is spliced from 3 exons. Gene Ontology annotation, molecular function: glycosyltransferase activity. The coding region runs from base 27 to 1424 and encodes 465 amino acids.